UUCAGGCAAGUUAUCCGUCCGUCUCAACGGUUUAUGUGACAGUACGAGCCUGUAUUGAAUAUCAAAAUUAGCAACAUACAACAUCGACACCAAUAGUGUGGAUUCAAUUCCUGCACUGGCUGAGGUUACCAUGAAGGACUUUCCUUCUCGACAUCUCUCCUCAUCUGCGGUGUGGUGACCCUUGGUUUAAACUACCACCAGUCAUCUCUCUAACAAGAGAGCAGCCCUAUAGUUUUGGGAUUGCAUUCACUAUUUUCCAAUCUCAUGGAACCUUCCCUAAGUCAGGUUGUAUUGUUUUAACAAUUCACAGCUGCACAACGAGGACUAAAAAUGAGUUGUGACUAUGUUACUCUUUCCAAUGGGCAAAAAAUGCCACUGGUUGGAUUGGGAACAUGGAAAAGUUCAGCUGGACAAGUGAAAUCAGCAGUCAGUUAUGCCCUUGAAAUAGGAUACCAACAUAUAGACUGUGCUUUUGGCUACAGCAAUGAGCAUGAAAUUGGAGAAGUCUUUCAUGAAAAAUUACAAGUCAAUAAAUCUAUCAAGCGGGAGGAUAUUUUCAUUACAUCCAAACUUUGGAACACCAAGCAUCACCCAGAUGAUGUGGAAACAGCAUGCCGUAAGACACUGGAGGACCUACAGCUAGACUAUCUAGAUUUGUAUUUGAUGCACUGGCCAAUGGCAUUUGAAUGCGGUAAUGUUAUGAUUCCGAAGAAUGAUGAUGGAACAGUGCGUUACGCUAAUAUUGAUUACAAGGAUACCUGGCAAGCCAUGGAAAAACUACUAGAAAAGGGUUUGGUCAAGGCAAUUGGUUUAUCCAACUUCAACUCAAAGCAAGUUGAUGACAUAUUAUCUGUUGCAAUUUACAGACCUGUUGUUAACCAGGUAGAAUGUCACCCAUACUUGAUCCAAAAGCAGCUCGUGGAUCAUUGUACAAAACAAAAAAUUGUUGUUACAGCAUACAGCCCUCUUGGAUCACCUGAUCGACCCUGGGCUGGCCCUAGUGAUGCAAAACUGCUGGAAGAUCCAAGAAUCCUGAAAAUUGCAGAAAAAUAUAGAAAAUCCCCAGCUCAAGUUAUUAUACGGUGAAGUGC
Molecule: messenger RNA, 1091 nt
Organism: Rhincodon typus (whale shark)
Lineage: Eukaryota; Metazoa; Chordata; Chondrichthyes; Orectolobiformes; Rhincodontidae
Product: aldo-keto reductase family 1 member A1-like
Exons: 7
Coding region: 331-1086 (251 amino acids)
Cellular component (GO): cytosol
Molecular function (GO): aldose reductase (NADPH) activity
Source: RefSeq, a predicted model, not a curated record